AUGAACUCCGCCCAUCCCUUUUCUUACUGAAGUCGAGGGAGUAUCAAAGAUUUCCAGCUUCUGCUGAGGAUAAUAUGAGGGACAUUUGCAGCAGAAGAGACGACCAACCAGAGCCAAACUGCUACUGAUGGAGUUUUUUUCUGAUAAUAUAUAUUUAAGGAUUUAAUAUAAAUUAAUUCUAAGGAAAAGACUCGGUUUUCCAACAUUGAAUGGAUUUAACAGAGAGUCAUCUGCCAAGGACCCUCUUCGACCCCCUUGACAAGGAAAUCUUCAGAUAUUGUCGACGCUCCAGCUUGUCUUGAUGGGUUGUCUCAACCUCACAGGUGGAAAUGAGACUUUUCUUGGCAAGCACCCUUUCAACGCUCAGAUCUCAGUGUCACUCACAUGUCUGGUUUGCAUGCUCAUCCUGCUAACAGUGUUUGGCAAUGUGAUGGUGGUCAUUGCGGUCAUCACAUGCCGCGUUCUGAAAGCACCUCAGAACUUGUUCCUAGUGUCUCUGGCAUGCGCAGACAUCCUGGUUGCUACCUUAGUUAUGCCUUUCUCCUUAGCCAAUGAAUUGAUGGGUUACUGGUACUUUGGUAAAGUGUGGUGUGAAAUCCACUCUGCUCUCGACGUGCUCUUCUGCACGUCAUCUAUCGUCCACCUGUGUGCAAUAAGCCUGGACAGGUACUGGUCUGUCACUAAAGCCAUCGAGUAUAAUCUGAAAAGGACACCGUGCAGAAUUAAAUGCACUAUUGGUCUGGUUUGGGUUAUUGCAGCCAUUAUUUCAUUUCCUCCACUUAUAACAAUGAAGAAGAACAGGGGAGUAAACAACAGCCGUGUAUGCAAAAUAAAUGAAGAGAAAUGGUAUAUUAUUUUUUCCAGUACUGCAUCUUUCUUUGCACCUUGUGUCAUUAUGAUUAUGGUAUAUGUACGGAUUUACCAAGUAGCCAUCAGGAGAACUAGAGGUCCACCAGGAGAGAGACGAACAAAGAACUCUGACUCCCCACAAACAAAAGACAGAAACGUGGAUGAAGUCAACGAAGUUAAAAGUCAAGGGAUCAAUGGACUCGACGUAGACGAGGAACCGUCCUCAUCAGACGAGAAUGAAACCUGCCUACGCUCUCUGAGCAGGAAAAUCGAUGUGAGGAAGACCGACGCGACUGAAGCCAAGCCAUCUCCGAAAGCAGAGGCACCGUCUCCGGUGAGAGUGAGCAGGUGGAAGGGGAGGCAGUACAGAGAGAGGCGCUUCACCUUUGUUCUGGCUGUGGUCAUGGGAGUGUUUGUUCUCUGCUGGUUCCCCUUUUUCUUCACGUACACACUCACAGCUGUGUGUGACACCUGCUGCGUCCCAGAGACACUCUUCAAAAUGUUCUUUUGGUUUGGCUACUGCAAUAGCUCGUUAAAUCCUCUCAUUUACACAAUAUUUAAUGAUGAUUUUAGGAAGUCUUUUAAAAGAAUUCUUUGUAAAAGGGACUUGGGUCUGUAG
Messenger RNA from Oryzias melastigma (Indian medaka), 1468 nucleotides. Its product is annotated as alpha-2A adrenergic receptor-like. Lineage: Eukaryota; Metazoa; Chordata; Actinopteri; Beloniformes; Adrianichthyidae. The transcript has 2 exons. Gene Ontology annotation, biological process: adenylate cyclase-activating adrenergic receptor signaling pathway. Bases 302 to 1468 code for a protein of 388 amino acids. The record is from RefSeq and is a predicted model, not a curated record. Gene Ontology annotation, molecular function: adrenergic receptor activity. Gene Ontology annotation, cellular component: membrane.